This is a messenger RNA of Epithele typhae, 1074 nucleotides long. Its product is annotated as Aldo/keto reductase. The record is from RefSeq and is a predicted model, not a curated record. The transcript has 14 exons. The coding region runs from base 1 to 1074 and encodes 357 amino acids. Lineage: Eukaryota; Fungi; Basidiomycota; Agaricomycetes; Polyporales; Epitheliaceae.
AUGCCCUUCACCUACGAACCGAAGAACAUGCUCUUCCGGAGGCUGGGCCCUAGCGGCCUUCGCGUGCCCGUCUUCUCCCUGGGAGCCUGGUUGACUUACGGCGAAACAGUCAAUGGAGACCCCGUGAAGGAAAUUAUCAAGACGGCACUGGAGAACGGCGUCAAUAUGUUCGACACCGCAGAGGGUUAUGCUGCCGGCAAGGCUGAGCUCGAAAUGGGACGCGUCUUCAAAGAACUUGACGUACUUCGGUCUGACAUCGUGGUUACGACCAAGAUCUUCUGGGGUGGAAAAGGGCCCAACGACACGGGUUUGUCCAGGAAGCACAUCAUUGAGGGGACAAAGAAAUGCCUCGAACGUCUGCAAAUGGACUAUGUAGACGUCCUCUUUGCGCACCGCCCAGACCACACCGUGCCGAUGGAAGAGGUCGUCCUCGCCUUCAACUACGUGAUCGACCAAGGCUGGGCCUUCUACUGGGGGACCUCCGAGUGGUCCGCGCAAGAAGUCGAGGAAGCGUACCACGUGGCUGCGAAGCUGGGGCUCGUCGCUCCCAUCGCCGAACAGUGCCAGCACAACAUGUUCCACCGCGAAAGACCCGAGAAGGAAUACGCGCCGCUCUACGAGAAGCACUCUAUCGGAACGACGGCAUAUUCACCCCUGGCCCGUGGCGUUCUCACUGGCAAGUACAACGGUGGGGUCGUGCCUGAAGACUCCCGCUUCGCGGUUCACUCCGGAUUCUUCAACGCACGGCUUGAACGGUUCAAGACAGAGGAAGGCAAGAAAGAAUUCGAGACCGUAAAGCAGCUGAGCGACUUCGCCGGCAAAGAACUCGGGUGCUCCAUCACGCACCUCGCGCUCGCGUGGCUCGCCGCGAGUCCGAACACGCACACGGUCAUCCUCGGUGCGUCCAAGCCCGAGCAGGUGCUCGACAACCUCAAGGCGCUCGACGUGAUCCCCAAGAUGACCCCGGAGGUCAUGGACAAGAUCGAGAAGAUCCUAGACAACAAGCCUACUCCAUGGUCGUCAUACGGCCGACCGAAACUUGAUACUGCUGGAAAGUCGCUUAUGUUUGCUUGA